Messenger RNA from Haemonchus placei, 309 nucleotides. The record is from the annotation of a GenBank genome assembly. NCBI's taxonomy places the organism in Eukaryota, Metazoa, Nematoda, Chromadorea, Rhabditida, Trichostrongylidae.
AUGGCAACAUCACUGCUGGAUUUCCCUUCACUGAAUAGCGAAACAUUCGCGAGCUAUCUCCAGGAAGGAAUAAUCGAAGAAGCAACUGACCAGCCGGACAGAAUUGCCACCUUUUACCUAUCCCAUCGACCUAUGUGGACACCAUCGAAGUCUACCAAGCUUCGAGUAGUAUUCGACGCGUCCUCUCACGUAAAGAACCAACUUCGUCCCAAUGACGUGAUCUACGGAGGACAUUCUCUUACACCUCUCAUCCAUGAGGUAGACCUGCAAUUUCGAACGCACCAGUACACAAUGGUAGCAGAUAUAUAG